Molecule: messenger RNA, 4995 nt
Organism: Pecten maximus
Lineage: Eukaryota; Metazoa; Mollusca; Bivalvia; Pectinida; Pectinidae
Product: mesoderm induction early response protein 1-like
Exons: 13
Coding region: 91-1692 (533 amino acids)
Biological process (GO): negative regulation of transcription by RNA polymerase II
Cellular component (GO): nucleoplasm
Molecular function (GO): histone deacetylase binding; transcription corepressor activity
Source: RefSeq, a predicted model, not a curated record
GAAACAGCUGUAUCAUGAUAUUUUAUAGCGGCAGGUAGUUGUUGCCUCGUUUUCGAAUGUAAGCGACGUAUCCCAUAAUUUCUAGGCAAAAUGGCGGAGACUGGUGCCAGCGAUUCCAGCAGCCCAGAGACCGACCGUGAUUUUGACCCAUCUGCUGACAUGUUAGUUCAUGACUAUGAUGAUGAACAUACACUGGAAGAAGAGGAAGCCAUGAGUGGGGAUAGCUGCUCUAAUGAGCUGGAUGAUCUGGAAAGAGAAGGAGAUAUGCCUUUGGAGCAAUUACUAGCGAUGUAUAAGUAUGCAGAUGAGCCACAGGAUACACGUUCAAGUAGUGAAGAAGAAAUCCUGAGCAACCAGGAUCUGACACUGGACAAAGAUGAGAUAGCACGUGAUCUACUCAAAACUAGUGAUGAUGACGAUGACAAAGAAACAUCUGUUAAUGACCUGUUAAACAGUGUACAUGUGUCAUCUUCACAGACUAACAGGCUUCUUAGAUCCAAUAGUCAAGACGGCAGUGAAAAUGAAGAUGAGGAUUCCGAAGAAGACAGUGAUUACCACCAACCUAUAGAAGUCGUUGAUGAUUGGAAAAAGACAAUCCAGGUUGGCUCUGAUUAUCAAGCUAGUGUUCCGGAUGGCCUUUCCAAAUAUGGUGAUGCUCCUGCUUAUGAGAAUGAAGAUAGACUACUAUGGGAUCCUAACAAACUGACAGAUUCUGUUGGUGUUGAUUUCACUGUUGGUUGGCCGAGCACCUGUCAUGUUCGCUCAGUUGAAAAAUACCUGGAUGAAAUUCACACCCAGUCCUUAAUUAAUGCCACAGGUGUAAAUGCAGUGAGCACUGGUAUACAUAUCCGAGAUGAUGAACAGGCUUUAUAUCUUUUACUGCAAUGUGGACAUAAUGUAGAAGAGGCUCUCCGGAGAAGGAAGAUGCAGGCAGUUCCUCCAACAGAUCCAAUGAGUUUAUGGUCAGAAGAAGAAUGUAGAAACUUUGAAAAUGGUCUUAGAACUUAUGGGAAGGAUUUCUACUUGAUCCAGCAGAAUAAGGUGAAAACAAGGUCUGUUGGAGAAUUAGUACAGUUUUAUUACCUUUGGAAAAAGACGGAAAGACAUGACAUGUUUGCCAACAAGAACAGAUUGGAAAAACGCAAAUAUUCCUUGCAUCCUGGUGUCACAGAUUACAUGGAUCGGUUCCUCGAUGAUCAGGAGAGCCCAGUUGCAGCACCUGUAAGGGAGAGAUCAGCAAGUCCUGUCACUUCACUCAUCUAUGGUGAUCCAAAAAGAAACCAACUGAAACCUCCCUCAUCAGAUACAGACACAUCUUCCAAUUAUCAUGCCGGGGAGCCUAAAGACUUUGAUCUCAGUGCUGCUUCACCAACUGUUGUUCGUCCGGAGAUCAAGAGGCAUAGUCCCUCUUCUCCGCGAGGAACAAAUAAUGUAAUUCAUGUGUCAUCUGGCUUGAAUGGCAGCUGUGAUGAUGUGAUAGAACCACUUAGCAAAAAAAUAAAAACAGAUUCAGAACAUUCGCAUUAUGAACUGCAAGAGUCCUAUUCAGACAACAACCAUAUAGAUUCUGUGUCUCUAGCAUCUGUAGCCUCAGGACUCACCCAAUCAGAACACACUUUAACAUCUGUUGGUGCUUUAAAUGCAGACCUUCAUCCAGUAAAGCAUGCGUCAGCAGAGUCAGUGGUACUGUGAUGUACAGUUAUCUAGGCUUUACAUAUAUCAAAUUUCACUUAGAAAGGAAAACUUUUAAUAUUACAUCCAAGAUCCAGUUCUGUUGGUUUUGAAUUACAAUGGCUGUAUAUUUGAUUAAACAAAUACUGUUCAACAAUUUUGCUCCUUUCCUUUUGUAAAAGUUUAAGGAUUAAGUUUGGGGAGGGCAUAUUUGUAAACAACUUCAAACUUGACUAUUUUAAAAUUGGUCUAUCUGCAAAAAUGAAGGGGGUGGCGGUGGCUUAUUUACAGAUUAAACAUGGUAUGUGAAAUUAACAGAUUUCUGAAGACUUGUUAAUGCUUUAAGAAGGAAUUUAGUUUACUUGGAUUAUGUGUUUUUCUGCUAAUUGUCUUCAAGCAGAAUAGAAGUGGGUCUUGGAUAUUUUCAUCAAAAACAAAAGAAGAACAUGGAAAAAUCAUUCCAUUCAGGGAAAUUAUUUAUAUUAUACAACCCAGGAGAAAAAGUGACAGAGACCAGCUUCGUCUUGACAUCACUUACAAUGUGCAAUAUAUCAGAGAUGAUCUUUGGACAAAGUCUGACUGCUCUGCUUUUUCUUUUUAAAGUGUUCCAGGAUCAACAAAUGGCCAGUGGGUCUGUCUAAGGCAUACUGUCCGUGGUGCAAGUAUGUUUUGACAUCAAGCCCAUCCCAGCAGUAUCCUUUAUCUUCUGCUUGAUCAUGUGAAAACAACUGUUGAUGGCAUCAAAUUUGUUAAUUUUAACCUUCCAAACAUUUUCCAACAUUUUAAUUGUCACAGCCUAAUAUACAAUAUAAAAUCCUAAAUUAAUAAGAAUGUGCAUUGUGGGAACAACUAUGUAGUUUCAUAGACAGGUAUUAGUGGAAUGGCAGUUCAUGUUUAUUUACUAAGUAUUCCUGGGGAAAGGAAAAGAUUUCAAUAUUUUAUGGAAAAUUUCAGGAGAGAAAUCAAAACAUUGCUUUAUCACCAGCUUUAAAAACCAGUAUACAUGAGUUGUAUGGGUACAAUGGACAAGGAUAUCAGUGGAAGGUACAAUGAGGAUUAAUUUUGUUAUCACUAUUAGUGUUUCGAGGAAAUAUUCUUCUCGUUUCAUUCAGUUAGUUAGAUCUAAUCUAAUGAGUUUUAUGCAAAGAAUAUUGUUUGUUGAAGAGAUUGUAAAUAGAAUUGUUAAUAUUCCUUACAUACAUUUCUCUACCACUAUGGCCUACUUCACACAGAGUAAAUAUACCGAGUGUUUUAAUACAAUCGCUUGUUGAUGUGUCGAAAAUAUUUUAUUUGUAUAAAGUUUUUUUUAUUAAUUUCUGAAUAUAUUAUAUUUAUUAAGUAUACAUGUAAAUGUAGAGAAUUCGGUCUCCCUAUGAAUGAUAUCAAAAUUAAUUAUAUGGGAAAAGUUGGAUAAACUUUUUUCAGGGAUCCAUCAUCCCUCAAAUUUUUUAAUGACAUGAUAUUGGCAAGAUCUGUGAAUUGCUAUUGAAUCACGAUGUGAUACGCUAAUCAUUCUACACCAUGAACUUGUAGAUAAGGCUACAAUUGGCAAUGAAAUGUAGACUUUGUCAGGUUUUUUUCUUAAAACUGAAGACUUGGAACUGAUUUAUAUAAUGGGUAGGUCAAAGCGUUUAUGUCACAUUGCCAAAUAUAAGAUAACAUGAUUAUGAAACUUUAGAAAGUCUGUGUAUAUAUGUAUUUUUGUCAAAACUUGCUGCACUUUGGCAUUGAUUUAUGCGUGACAGAUGGAUACAAGUCCUAUAAUACAACUGCUUUAUUUGUGCUUAUAUGUUUCAAAUCAUAUGACAUAUUUUAUUAACAAUCUUUGUUGAUCAUCCAAUCCAAGUCCAGACAUCCUGGAAUUUUACUGAAUUUAACAUACUGGUAAAAUAUUUUGAACAUAUGCAAGUUUCACCUUGACAAUGUAAAAAUUGUAUUUUCAUAUGCAGCAUGUUCUCUCCCUGUAUGCUAGAGUAGUUAAUAUAUCAAUUCCAUCCAUUUACAGAAAUAUCAGAAAACGUGAGAAAAAAAAAAGUUUUUGAAGUAUACCUUAUCUGACAAUAUUGAUAGGUCGGGGGCCAAAUAUCAGUUAUACCAGUCUAUUUUUAUCAAAGAUCUUAUCUGAUUUCCUUCAAUUCGAAAUGGGAUAUUUUUAACUGAAAAUUCAGACGUUUCACGCAAUUGGCCUUCCAUCUGGUGGGCGCUUAUAGAAAUAAGGUAUUGAUACUGAUGCUUGAGUUUAACUAUUGCAAUUUGUCACUAUCUCAGUGUGGAAGUACUAACAAAUGGUCUUGUACAGUGACACUUGGGUAUCAUAGUUUUAUGGGGGGUUUUUCUCUAGUAAACUCGAAGUUGAAAUGUUCCUUUGCCUAUACAUAUACAUUUGUGUCGUGAUGUGUUUGGUAUACAUGGAGAGCCAAUGAGGGCGAUCAAGAGACAUGCUCACCUGGGCAGCAUUGUAAAGUAUCUAGUGCUCCACAUCAGUCGUGAUUGUUUAUAAAUCUAUGUCAUAGUGUGUCUUCAGUCCUCUCUUUGUCACAUAAGUAAGAUAAGGAGUUUUCUUAACUCAACAUUCAGUAACAAGACGGUAAAGGGGAAGGCAUCGCUGUUUUAUAAAGUCUGUCCCAAAAAUCAUGUCAGUAAUUCACAUUAUUUUGUAUCUCAGAGUGCCACAAAUGUAUUAAAUAAAACAUUAAUCUUUCUGGAAAUUAUGUUGGUAGAUUGAUACUUGAUACUGUAAACCUCAAACACAUUAUAAUGUACACAGAUAUUCUUUGAAAUAUAUAGACGUCCUUUAUAUUUCUUGCAGUGCAAGCUGUACUCUGCUGUAUAAUGAUGAUUUGAAGUUAGUUUAUGCUUUGUUAAGUGUCGGAUCUCGAGAUUUUCUUAAAUUGAGGAUUAGAAAGAGACAAAUGUUCAAAUUCUGGACACUUCAAUAAGUCAUAAUGGGAGGGUGAAUUUACAUUUUAACACAUUUUCAGCAUCAUGUACUGCUACAAAAUUAUUCAUAUGUUGUGUUGGCAUCUCUGAAAUUUGCAAUAUUUAUUACAGAGUGAUGUUAAAAAAUGUUAUUGUCUUUAUUUUUGUACAAACUGUACAUAACUGCCCGGUUUUGCUGUACUAUUGUAUCAUUACUACCCAUUUCAUUAAUGGUUAAUCAUACUACAUCAUUGUAUUCUCCAUCACAAUCACCCUCCUACCCAUAGUGUUGUAGAUAUUGUCAGAAGUAUACAUGUUAACAUAUGGUUUGUACUAUUUAUUAUGUACAUAGACAUAGAUAGACUCUAUGCCACACAGAAAAUAAAACAUUUUUACAGAAAGAUA